GGCAGCCAUGAUGCAGGAAGGACUGGACGACGGACCCGACUUCCUCUCCGAGGAGGACCGGGGGCAGCGGGCAGUGAACGUGGAUCUGCAGACGGACGCCACGCUGCAGGUGGACAUCUCCGACGCCCUGAGUGAGAGAGACAAGGUCAAGUUCACCGUCCACACCAAGAGCACGCUCCCUAACUUCAAGCAGAACGAGUUCUCCGUGGUCCGACAGCACGAGGAGUUCAUCUGGCUGCACGACUCGUUUGUGGAGAAUGAAGACUACGCAGGAUACAUCAUCCCCCCUGCCCCCCCCAGACCGGACUUUGAUGCGUCCAGAGAGAAGCUGCAGAAGCUGGGGGAGGGAGAAGGAUCCAUGACCAAGGAGGAGUUCACCAGGAUGAAGCAGGAGCUGGAGGCAGAGUACCUGGCCAUCUUCAAGAAGACAGUCGCCAUGCACGAGGUCUUCCUGUGUCGUGUGGCCGCUCAUCCUGUCCUCAGGAAGGACCUCAACUUCCACGUCUUCCUGGAGUACAACCAGGAUCUGAGUGUUCGAGGGAAGAACAAGAAGGAGAAACUGGAGGAUUUCUUUAAGAACGUGGUGAAAUCAGCUGAUGGCGUCCUGGUGGCCGGGGUCAAGGACGUUGAUGAUUUCUUCGAGCACGAGAAGACGUUUCUGUUAGAAUAUCACAACCGAGUGAAAGACGCUUCGGCCAAAUCCGACCGAAUGAUUCGCUCGCACAAAAACGCUGCCGAUGACAUCAACAGAAUCGCCUCGUCUCUCUACACAUUAGGAACGCAGGACUCCACCGACCUGUGCAAGUUCUUUUUGAAAGUCUCAGAGCUGUUUGAGAAAACGAGGAAAAUUGAAGCUCGAGUCGCAGCGGAUGAAGACCUGAAGCUCGCCGACCUCCUGAAGUAUUACCUGAGAGAGUCGCAGGCUGCGAAGGACCUGUUGUACCGGAGGAGCCGGGCGCUGGUCGACUACGAGAACGCUAACAAGGCUCUGGACAAAGCACGAGCCAAGAACAGAGACGUCCUGCAGACCGAGACCAGCCAGCAGCUCUGCUGCCACAAGUUUGAGAAGAUCUCUGAGUCGGCCAAGCAAGAGCUCGUAGACUUUAAGACGAGACGAGUGGCGGCGUUCAGGAAGAACCUGGUGGAGCUGGCCGAGCUGGAGCUCAAACACGCCAAGGGGAACCUCCAGUUGGUGCAGAGCUGCCUGGGGAUCCUGAAAGGUAACACCUAACUGUACGACCCCGGACCCCCAAUCACACCCCCCAUCGCCCCGCCCCUCCCAUCACCAACUGUGGGGCGGAGCCUGGACGAAGGGACGGACACCGCUGAGAACUCUGGACCAGAGAGAGAGAGAGAGAGAGAGAGAGAGAGA
Messenger RNA from Limanda limanda (common dab), 1372 nucleotides. It is a transcript of the gene snx6, whose product is annotated as sorting nexin 6. The record is from RefSeq and is a predicted model, not a curated record. NCBI's taxonomy places the organism in Eukaryota, Metazoa, Chordata, Actinopteri, Pleuronectiformes, Pleuronectidae. The coding region runs from base 8 to 1231 and encodes 407 amino acids. The transcript has 14 exons. Gene Ontology annotation, cellular component: endosome. Gene Ontology annotation, molecular function: phosphatidylinositol binding.